Linum trigynum is the source of this 2496-nucleotide messenger RNA. The record is from the annotation of a GenBank genome assembly. NCBI's taxonomy places the organism in Eukaryota, Viridiplantae, Streptophyta, Magnoliopsida, Malpighiales, Linaceae.
GUAUUUCGUGGUUGAACCUUCAGCACAAUAAGAUUUUAUCUACCAUGUUAGAAACAAGUCAGUUUCUGAGUUCGGAAAACAGAGGAAAGCAAAACCUAUCUUGUUGGCCGGGUGUAUUAUAUAUUUGGGGAUCCAUUUGGUUGUUAAUUACAUAGAGUUAGCGGGCUCAUUCUUAGUUAAACUCUGAAUAGCCAUAAAAUAAACAGAAGAAGAUUUAGCCCAGCCCAAGUAACUGGUAAGGGAAGAAAGACGACGGAAUCCCUUCAUUCUAAAAUCUGCAGUCGUCCCCCUUCCCUCUCUCUUCUCAUCACCCCUUUCCCUUCGCAUAUCACAGCUUUUUCUACCAAUCCCUAAUCCUUUGAUUGAAAUCAUUCUUCACACAGCGGCGUCAUCCUCAUUGCCAGUCUCGUCCAGCUUUGACCUGGGUCCACCUGGUUUACCUAACUACCCUGUUCUGGCCGGUUUGGUCAUAUGGGUAUCGGUUUCUUAGUUUUAUACUCGGGCUUCUCUGUUUCCAGUUUCAGCAGCACUUUUUGGAGGAGAUAAAGAGGGAGAGAGGAAUCAAAUAGGAGGUGGGUAACGCCGAAACUUUGGCGGGAGUCACGUUAUUCGCAGAGCCCUCUGUUCGGUUAUUGUAGGUAACAAAUUCGCCCCACCAAACCAAAGAGACACGAGGGCCAGCACCGUCUUCUUCUUCUUCUUCUUCUUCUUCUUCUUCUUCUUUCCCACAGUAUUCAGUACUCACAAACAAGUUCAUAAAUUGAACUGCCUCGUCAUUUUAUACAGACAAUCAGAGCAUGCAAAGGGAAGGCUGCAGCCUCUAACCUUACUCCUCCCUUCUCUCGCGCCUUCUACCGGAAUCUGCUCCCCCUUUCGUCGGCUCUUUCAGGUUCUUUCUCCGAUUUCCCUAUUGCUUUUGCUACUGCAAUGGGAGAAUCUGUUCUAAUUUCUCUGCUUCAUUUUUUGGUGAUUUGGGUUCUUUGUCCGAGUACCCUUUACCAGUUUUGACUUGAGCUUUGUGGUUUAACUUUCCGAUUGGGUUGGGUUUGUUUGAUCCGAUAGAAAGUUGCUGCCUUUUUUCUGGUUUUCUAGCUUUGAUUUGUAUUCUUGUGAUGAAUAAGCUGUAGGUAAUUUUUUUUAUCAUGCUGUUCAUUCUAGCAAGUCAAUAACUCAGAUUUGCAUUCUUGUGAUGAACAGGUUAGGUAUUUUCACGAUUGAUUCUGCCCUCUAAUCCAAAAAGUGUGGGGGGAAAUGGAUAAAGCUAAUGAUAGAGCCAGUGGGUUACUAGGCAGAUUAAGUGGUUUCAUGAGGAGUUGCCUCUUCAGAGUCCUACGCAUGGGUCCAAUCCCAACCCAUUACUCCUUCAUAAUGGAUGGCAAUCGACGUUACGCCAAGAAGGUGAACAUGGGGGAAGGAGCUGGUCACAGGGCCGGGUUCUUCGCCCUAGUCUCGGUGCUCAAGUACUGCUACGAAGUCGGGGUGAAGUACAUCUCCAUCUACGCCUUCAGCAUCGACAACUUCAAGAGGCGCCCCGAUGAAGUCAAGACCAUAAUGGACUUGAUCCUCGAGAAGAUCGAGGGGCUUCUCGAGGAAGGCAGCAUUGCAGAUCAGUACGGCGUUAGGGUUUACUUUGUUGGAAACUUGAAGCUGUUGGACGAGCGAGUGAGGAUUGCAGCGGAGAAAGUCAUGGAGGCUACUGCACAUAACUCCAGGUGUGUGCUCUUGAUCUGCAUAGCUUACACUUCAUGCGAUGAGAUUGUGAACUCGGUUAGAGAGUGUUGUAAGGAUAAGUUGGAGGAGAUUGAAGACAAAGAGGGCGAUGGUGGUGGGGUGGUGGUGAAUGAGCAUUCGGCUAUACAGUUAGUGGACAUUGAGAAGCACAUGUACAUGGGAGUAGCUCCCGAUCCUGAUGUCUUGUUGAGGACAUCAGGGGAGAAGAGGUUGAGCAAUUAUCAGCUGUGGCAGACGACUCAUUGCACGCUGUAUUCGCCCACAGCGUUAUGGCCUGAGAUCAGUCUGUUGCAUGUAGUGUGGGGAAUACUGAAGUUCCAACGGAGCUAUGCUUACUUCGAGAAGAAGAAGAAGAAGAUGUUGUAGAUUAUGGAAGGUCUACAUAUAGGGGCUCUCCUCUAUUGUGUUGUAAGCUUGUUGAAAAAUCUCUGCUCCUGAUUUACCUCGAAUAGAGUGCUCACGUUUGCAUUCUGCAUACAGGCAGUUUCUAUAGAUGAUCUUGAUUCAUGGUUGAGUUGAAGUUAUAUAUGUGAUGAUAAUAGCAUCAUUAAUUCUGUGCUUAUUUUGUGAUAAUGCUGAGAACAGUGAGAUGGCUGAGAUGACUGAAGGUAUUCAAUUGAGUUAGUGGGUUCUGAGAAUAUCAGCUUUUCCAGUUUCCUGAAGUCACUCUGCAUUUUGCAGUCUCCCAUUUGAUCAUUUGGCUUCAUUUGAUCUUUCUUCUGAUGGCCAUGGCUUGUAGUCAGUUAAUAUAUUCUGAGGGUGAGA